This is a messenger RNA of Sesamum indicum (sesame), 1296 nucleotides long. RefSeq names its product dihydroflavonol 4-reductase-like1. Gene Ontology annotation, molecular function: oxidoreductase activity, acting on the CH-OH group of donors, NAD or NADP as acceptor. NCBI's taxonomy places the organism in Eukaryota, Viridiplantae, Streptophyta, Magnoliopsida, Lamiales, Pedaliaceae. The record is from RefSeq and is a predicted model, not a curated record.
CUUCAUCAAUUGGCAAAAGAAGAAGACGAAGAUGAUGAUGGAUGAUUUGAAGGGCAAAGUAUGCGUGACCGGUGCAGCUGGUUUUGUAGCCUCAUGGCUGGUGAAGCGCCUUCUUUUAUCUGGUUAUCAUGUCGUUGGAACCGUCAGAGAUCCAGAUGAUGAGAAGAAAGUUGGACAUCUGAAGAGGCUGGAGGGAGCAAGAGAGAGACUGGAGCUAGUGAGGGCGGAGCUCAUGGUCCCAGGCAGCUUCGAUGCACCAAUUACGGGAUGUGAUGGAGUUUUUCACACUGCUUCUCCCGUCAUCGGACUGCCUAAGUCUGAUCCCAAGGCUGAAAUAUUGCAACCUGCAAUUGAUGGCACACUCAAUGUUCUACGUUCAUGCAAGAAGAAUCCUUCGCUUAGGCGUGUCGUUCUCACCUCUUCUUCCUCUACGGUAAGGGCAAGAGACGAUUUCGACUCUGCUCUACCUUUGAACGAGUCUUCCUGGAGUUCUGAGGAGCUUUGUCACAAACUCAAUCUCUGGUAUGCACUGUCAAAAACUCUAGCGGAGAGGGCUGCAUGGAAAUUCUGUGAGGACAACAAAAUCGAUCUCGUUACACUUCUCCCCUCAUUUGUGAUUGGACCAAGUCUACCACCUCUUUUAUGCUCUACUGCAUCUGAUGUGCUUGGCUUCCUCAGAGGGGAGACGGAAAAAUUCCAAUGGCAUGGAAGAAUGGGAUAUGUUCAUAUCGACGAUGUUGCUUUGAGCCACAUUCUCCUCUAUGAGAAUGAAAAUGCAAAAGGGCGCUAUCUAUGCAGCUCAACAGUUCUUGACAACCAUCAGCUAGCAGCAAUCCUAUCAGCUCGCUAUCCAACCUUACCAAUUCCAAAAAGGUUUGUCAAACUUGACAGACCACACUAUGAAUUGGACACCUCCAAAUUAAAGGGCUUAGGAAUGCAAUUCAGAUCAAUCCAAGAGAUGUUUGAUGAUUGUGUUGAGUCUUUAACUGCGCAAGGCCAUCUGCCUUUAAUCGCCUCAUCCCUCAAGCCAACAUCUUAACAUCACAAGCUUUCUCUAACAACCUAGUCCCACCUACUUUUUCUGUUCAAGUUUUUUACUGCACCAGCAGGAUAUUGGUAUUUUCCAUAUUCUAAAAUAGAUGUUUAGAAUCUUGCAUCAGGAGACAGCAAGAGAAAACAUUUAGUUGCAUGUUAUAUACAGCUUAACUAUUGAGUAAUUUAACUCCAAAAAAAUUGAUUGUUCAUCGACAUAAUAAAUCGACCAAAUAAAAGGGUUACUUCCACAAAAUUCUUUUG